Saccostrea cuccullata (small rock oyster) is the source of this 2669-nucleotide messenger RNA. Its product is annotated as protein mono-ADP-ribosyltransferase PARP14-like. The transcript is spliced from 9 exons. The record is from RefSeq and is a predicted model, not a curated record. Gene Ontology annotation, cellular component: nucleoplasm. Gene Ontology annotation, biological process: protein ubiquitination; Notch signaling pathway. Gene Ontology annotation, molecular function: ubiquitin protein ligase activity; zinc ion binding. The coding region runs from base 151 to 2628 and encodes 825 amino acids. NCBI's taxonomy places the organism in Eukaryota, Metazoa, Mollusca, Bivalvia, Ostreida, Ostreidae.
AGAAUGGAAAUAUUGUCUAGGGACAUAAAUAUGAUAAAGAAAGUCUAUCAACACAUCGGGAACUUGCAUCAUUUCCUACUUAUGUGGUGGAUUUUCUCUAUAAUAAACAGCUCAUAAUUUUGGUGGCAUUUCCGCAUAGAUUGUUCUACAAUGGCCAACACAGCCCAAGACGUCAUAAAAUGUUUGCUGUGUCGUGGAGGGGUGAGACGGUACUGUAUCGUUUGCAAAAGGGCUUUAUGCGAAAAUUGCGAAGAAAAACACAUAAGAGAAAAUGGAGAACACUUUGUUACAGAUUAUUCUAGUAGGAAUGAUGUUGCUGAAAAAACGGAAGGAGAAUGUUGGGUUCCACCUAUCUUAGAUACAGGCGCCUCAAACGUUAACAAUGGUAUCUCAUAUGCCUCACCCAGCGACAAGAACUAUGCACAAAACUACGGUUAUGAUCAUCAAAAUGAAUUUAGUACAGUGGUAAUGGAUAGUUUGAUUUUGCGCAAAAAGCAAUUUCAAGAACACAAAACAGGCAUCGAAGAUCCAAAUGAAGACUACAGAAAGUCAGCCCCAAAUUCCUCCCAGAAGAGUGAAAAAACAAAAACUUCUUACAGGGAUCUUGAGCUGAAAAUUAAAAUGCUUUCAAAAUUUCAUUGUACAACCAAAGAGGAAACAAAUGUCUAUGUAUAUUGUGACUCUAUCCUGAAUGCUGAUGUAGAUGUUAUAGUGAAUGCUGCAAGUGAAGAUUUAGGUCAUCGCGCAGGCGUGGCAGCAGUUAUAGCAAAAGCUGCAGGUCAAACACUAACUGAGGAAUCAAAAGCAUAUAUCGCAAAAUAUGGAAAGUUGAAAGUUACUCAGGUAGCCAUGACAUCAGCCGGCAAUCUAGACUUCCAGUUAGUUUUGCAUGUUAUUGGGCCAAGAUGGAAGAAGUACCCGAACAAAAUGGACUGCCUUUCUGAUUUAAAGCAGACAAUCUUAAAUGCCCUCGAAAUGGCUCAAAGAAAGAGAGCAACGUCUAUUGCCUUUCCAGCCAUUAGUGCAGGUGGAUUCGAAGUACCAAAAGAACUGACUGCUGAGGUAUACGCUGUUUCUGUUCACGAAUUUAGUAAAGAUAAUGGAUUGAAGAGCUCGAUUCGGGAUAUACAUUUUGUUGAUAUAGACCCUGUCAUGGUACAAAACAUAAGGGAAGCUUUUGAAAACUUCGAAAAAAGUAAAACUUUGAUUAACAUAGCCACAAUAAAGCAAAAGUAUCCACAUAUUCAGUGGACUACUCCAUCAAGCUCAGAGAGAACUCCGGAACUUAAAAAAUUCAGUAUGGAUGUUCCGAAGGGAAUGGCAAAAUACGCAAACACUGAUCUCCUCGAGGUAAAUAGAUCUAGACCAUUCAUCUCAAGAGAAAGUGGAAUACCUAGUGUAAAGCUGAUCAGAAUUCCAGACGCAACACAAGGCCACGUUCCCGUGAAUGGUUUUCAGUUUAGUAAUGGAUUAAUUGUCAAGAUUUACACUGGAAGUAUUUUGAAGUUCCAUGGAGAUGCUAUCGUAAUAAGCGCUGACAGUUUUUUAUCAGGUGCUGGGUAUUUGGCAGAGGCAGUCAGAAAGGCUAGCGGUUUAGAAUAUGAAAACGACUUUCAAAGUAUGAAAAGAGGAAAACGUACGGCAAAAUUAGGUGAUGUAUUCCAAUGCAGGGGAGGAGCACUUGGAGCUAAAUAUGUGAUGCAUUUGGUUCUUAAUCAGUUAUCCUCUACACAGGACCGCACUUUGGAAGAGUACAAGUCUUGUCUUAGGAAUUUGAUUGAUGAGAUAAAUUUUCGGUCCUGGAAAAAAGUUGCCAUUCCGCUCAUUGGAGCAGGUUUUAUUGAAAAGGAAAUGUCUGAUCUCCAAAAAUGUUGCCAGGCCUGGUUCUCCAUUUUUUCAAAAUUUGCUUUCGAAAGAGAACAUACCUGCAGUAUUGAAGAGAUACAUCUUGUCAACCAUAACACGAAAAUUACAUCUUCCCUCAUUGAUGCUUUUGAAAAUAAUAUCCGUAUUGAUGUUUGCAAAUCUGCGCAUGCGUCGCACUUCAGGAGCAACUCGGGAAAUGUUAACAAAAGAAGUAACAUGGCGGAGUCUGAGAGGACAUAUAACCAUUUAUCUGAAGAUUUCAGCUCGCAAAGAGCAAGGACUUGGGAUCAGCUGAGGCAAUCAGGGGAACCACCCUUGACACUCAAAGAACACAGACAUAAUAGUGUUAAAGGAAACCAACCUGAAAACGGAACAAUGAAAUGUAAAAUUGAGAAGUUUUCCUCUUUGCCAGGAUACGAAAAUCAUGGAAUUAUAAUAAUAACGUACCAUUUUCCAGAUGGAAUUCAAGGGCCUGAACACCCCCACCCAGGGCUGCCUUAUGAGGGAACAGAGAGAAAAGCUUAUCUUCCAGACAACACAGAAGGACAAACAGUCUUGAGACUCCUACAAAAGGCGUUCGACCGACGGCUCACCUUUACCAUUGGGUCUUCUUUAACCACAGGAAGGGACAAUGUCAUCAUCUGGAAUGGCAUCCAGCAUAAAACCCAACGAAACAAAGGAGCUCUAGCGCAUGGAUAUCCAGAUCCCACUUAUCUAAAGCAGGUACAAUUAGAACUGGCAGCGAAAGGAGUGACCGAAUGAAGGUUGUUAUAUAUAAAACAUAGUCUGUUAUGUGGAUAAAU